Chondrus crispus (carragheen) is the source of this 204-nucleotide messenger RNA. RefSeq lists its product as hypothetical. The record is from RefSeq and is a predicted model, not a curated record. Lineage: Eukaryota; Rhodophyta; Florideophyceae; Gigartinales; Gigartinaceae. The transcript has a single exon. Bases 1 to 204 code for a protein of 67 amino acids.
AUGCGGGCUAGCAUCCACAUCAAGUGCAAAAUUAUCUUAAGGACGUCCGGCUGCCCCCUAUCCUUUGUUCUAGCCUGUACAAUCCUAGGACUAACGAAUCACAUACGCUUUCUACCACGCGAAUACAUGGACCGGGAUUCUCAUAGAUACUUCAGGCCAGAAAUGUCCAUCGCUCGUGCUGCUCGCAACCGAAGGAAUAAAUGA